Molecule: messenger RNA, 5717 nt
Organism: Salvelinus fontinalis (brook trout)
Lineage: Eukaryota; Metazoa; Chordata; Actinopteri; Salmoniformes; Salmonidae
Product: vang-like protein 1
Exons: 10
Coding region: 346-2013 (555 amino acids)
Biological process (GO): multicellular organism development
Cellular component (GO): plasma membrane
Source: RefSeq, a predicted model, not a curated record
GCAAGCGGGUCGGAUCUGCUAGCUAUCUGCUGGAGAAGCAGCAACACCGCCUCUGGAUCAGUUGGAUUUGCAGCCUAGGUGUGCCCAGCUGUAAGCAUAGCAGGUUGUAUUUCACGCCAAAACGCAAGUGAAGGAAUGUCGCCAACAAUAAAAGGUCAAUGUGUCGACUAAAGGACCUCUACAGGGUUGUUGUCAAUGUAGGUACCUGACGUCUUCAGUCUGCUGCCAGUCUGUUUAGUUAGUUAACCCAUCUCUUCCUGGAUCAGACCACCAUCACCCUCCUGCAUCACACCCAGGCACCCUCCUCAGACACCUGGCCAAUCGCUGGUUCUGAACAGCGUUACCAUGGACACCGAGUCCACCCACUCUGGCUACUCCAACAGAUCCAACAGACAUGGGGAGCAGAGGCGGCGUGAGCGGCGUAAGCUCAGCAGUAAGGACAGCAGCCGGUCAGAGAGGUCUGUAAUCAUCAACAGCCCCUACACUCAGGCCUCCCCCAACCACAACAGCGAGCCCCUGCUAGAAGUCCCCACCUCCGUGGCUGGAGACGAGGCUCCAAGCCUCCAGGAUGAUAACUGGGGGGAAACUACCACGGCGGUGACAGGCACCUCAGAGCUUAGUCUAUCCCAGGAGGAGGUGGUUGGUCUGGGGAAGAGGUCGGAGGACGGCCUGGGGCAGGGCUGUCGGCGCUACGCUUCCCUAGCUCUGGGCCUCUGUGUGGGGCUACUGGUCCUGGCCACCCCCCUGGCCUUCCUGGUCCUCCCGGCGGUGCUGUGGCCGGCCAGGCUGCAGGCCUGUGGCUCAGCCUGCGAGGGCCUCUUCCUCUCUGUGUCCUGUAAACUUCUCAUCCUUCUGCUAGCUGUGUGGGCGAUCUUCCUGCGCCAGGCCCGUGCCAGCCUGCCCAGGGUGUGUGUGUACCGAGCCCUCCUGGCCAUUCUCACACUGCUGCUCACAAUCUCCUACUGGCUGUUCUAUGGGGUCCGCAUCCUCGACUCACAGGAUGAGGACUACCAGGGUAUCGUCCAGUUUGCUGUGUCUCUGGUGGACUCUCUGUUGUUUGUCCACUACCUGGCCAUCGUUCUGCUGGAGCUCAGACAGCUCCAGCCCUGCUACAGCCUGUGUGUUAUACGCUCCACUGACGGAGAGACACGCUACUACAACCUGGGACAGCUCAGUAUUCAGAGGGCAGCUCUGUCUCUGCUGGAGUUCUACUACAGGGACUUCCCUGUCCAUAACCCUGCCCUUCUCUCCGCCUCCAAGCACCGUGCCGCCAAGCACCUGGCCGGCCUCAAGGUCUACACCGUGGACGCGUUUAAAGCUAAAGUGAGAGCUUACCUUUUGGACAAUGACAGCCCAGUGAACCCGGUGGGGCCAGCAGGGGGAUCGGGGGGAUCGCAGGUGGGGGGUCAGUCGCGUGCCAUGAUCUCUGCAGCAGCCAGGCGCAGAGACGCCACUCACAACGAACUAUACUACGAAGAGGCCGACCAUGACCGACGGGUCCGCAAACGCAGAGCCAGGCUGGUGGUGGCUGUGGAGGAGGCCUUCAUGCAUGUGAGGCGGAUGCAGCAGGAGGAGCAGAAAGCAUCCCCUGGGGAUGUGAUGGACGUACGGGAGGCGGCCCUGGCCAUCUUCCCCUCCAUGGCCCGUGCCCUGCAGAAAUACCUCCGAACCACCAGGAGGCAGCACUGCCACAGCAUGGAGAGCAUCCAGAGACACUUAGCCUUCUGCCUCACACACAACAUGAGCCCCAAGGCAUUCCUGGAGGCCUACCUGUCCCCUGGUCCUACGCUACAGUACGGUCGAGAGCGCUGGAUGGCCGGUCAGUGGACUCUGGUCAGCGAGGCUGCGGUCACCAGCGGUCUAAAGGAGCACACAGCCUUCUCACUGAGGUGUCUAGACUUCAGCCUAGUGGUAACAGUCAAGUCCAUCCCCUACAUUCAAAUGACCGAGGAGUACGUCGAUCCUAAGUCACACAAGUUUACCCUGAGUCUCCAAUCUGAAACAUCAGUCUAACAGACACAUGUAGAAGAACUGUGGGAAUUCUAGACUUAUCUUUUUUGUGUUCAGUUUCUUAAACCCUCUUACUUUGAUAUGCUCUUGUUGUGCUAUUUUGCCUUUCUCUUCUAUUUCUGUUACCGGUGUUUAUAAAGAUUAUUUUGGCUACUUUUAGAUUUGUUAUUGUACGUAAUUGAUAUGAACAGAUGCAUAUGGGAUAUUGUAACAAGACGAAGUGUUAGCUGGCCAUAUAGUAGUUAAUAAACGGUAGGGAUCCCCAGCCCUAUGGCUCUUUUGGAGUGAAGAUGACCGAUGGAGAGAGUUAGGGAACAUGCUCUGAUUUCUAUUGUCCUGAGGCACACUGGACAAUAGAAGGGGGGUGUCAGGGGGUUUUCAAUACACUGUAGAUGACCCUCCCGCAUUUUGUUCUUCCUCUGUUUGUUUGUGUGUGUGUAUGUGUGUGCACGCAUGUGUUUGCGUGACUGUGUGUGUGUAUGUGGGGGCGUAUUUUCAUAUUGUCUGCCCUGCUAAUUUGAAUGAAAUACUACCUAAUAAUCAUAUUUCAGGUUCAUUUUUAAAAAACUAAGAAUUGCUUUUCUUUACAAUUAAUUGAUUGUACAUGUGUGUUUUUAUAUACGUUUAAAGUCGGAAGUUUACAUACACUUAGGUUGGAGUCAUUAAAACACAUUUUUCAACCACUCCACAAAUUUCUUGUUAACAAACUAUAGUUUUGGCAAGUCGGUUAGGACAUCAACUUUGUGCAUGACACAAGUAAUUUUUCCAACAAUUGUUUACAGACAGAUUACUUCACUUAUAAUUCACUGCAUCACAAUUCCAGUGGGUCAGAAGUUUACAUACACGAAGUUGACUGUGCCUUUAAACAGCUUGGAAAAUUCCAGGAAAUGUUAUGGCUUUAGAAGCUUCUGAUAGGCUAAUUGACAUCAUUUGAGUCAAUUGGAGGUAUACCCGUGGAUGUAUUUCAAGGCCUACCUUCAAACUCAGUGCCUCUUUGCUUGACAUCAUGGGAAAAUCAAAAGAAAUCCGCCAAGACCUCAGAAAGAAAAUUGUAGACCUCCACAAGUCUGGUUCAUCUUUGGGAGCAAUUUCCAAAAGCCUGAAAGGUACCACGUUCAUCUGUAUAAACAAUAGUAUGCAAGUAUAAACGCUAUGGGACCACGCAGCCGUCAUACCGCUCAGGAAGGAGAUGCGUUCUGUCUACUAGAGAUGAACGUACUUUGGUGCGAAAAGUGCAAAUCAAUCACAGAACAACAGCAAAGGACCCUGUGAAGAUGUUGGAGGAAACGGGUACAAAAGUAUCUAUAUCCACAGUAAAACGAGUCCUAUAUCGACAUAACCUGAGAGGCCACUCAGCAAGGAAGAAGCCACAGCUCCAAACCACCACAAAAAAAGCCAGACUACGGUUUGCAACUGCACAUGGGGCCAGAUAUCGUACUUUUUUGAGAAAUGUCCUUUGGUCUGAUGAAACAAAAAUAGAACUGUUUGGUCAUAAUGACCAUCGUUAUGUUUGGAGGGAAAAGGGGGAGGCUUGCAAGCUGAAGAACACCAUCCCAACUGUGAAGCACGGGGGUGGCAGCAUCAUGUUGUGGGGGUGCUUUGCUGCAGGAGGGACUGGUGCACUUCACAAUGGCAUCAUGGGGAGGAAAAUUACACAGAUCUAUUGAAGCAACAUCUCAAGACAUCAGUCAGGAAGUUGAAGCUUGGUCGCAAAUGGGUCUUCCAAAUGGACAAUGACCCCAAGCAUACUUCCAAUGUUGUGGCAAAAUGGCUUAAGGACAAUAAAGUCAAGGUAUUGGAGUGGCCAUCACAAAGCCCUGACCACAAUCCUAUAGAGAAUUUGUGGGCAGAACUGAAAAAAUGUGUGCGAGCAAGGAGGCCUUCAAACCUGACUCAGUUACACCAGCUCUGUCAGGAGGAAUGGGCCAAAAUUCACCCAACUUAUUGUGGAAGCUUGUGGAACACUUCCUGAAACGUUUGACCCAAGUUAAACAAUUUAAAGGCAAUGUUACCAAAUACUAAUUGAGUGUAUGUAAACUUCUGACCCACUGGGAAUGUGAUGAAAGAAAUCAAAGCUUAAAUAAAUUAUUCUCUCUACUAUUAUUCUGACAUAAAGUGGUGAUCAUAACUGACCUAAGACAGGGGAUUUUUACUAUGAUUAAAUGUCAGGAAUUGUGGAAAAACGGAGUUGAAAUGUAUUUGGCCAAGGUGUAUGUAAACUUCCGACUUCAACUGUAUAUAAUGUAUUGUGUUUUUAUUUAAAAGUUUUAUUUGAUUGAUGCUUUUCUACCUGGCUGUACAGUUUGGCUGUCCAGUUAUUGAAUUAUAUGAAUGAAGAAAAAGGUUCUAUUAUUGUACUCCCCAAGAUUCCUAGACAUCUGUAAGAGGUUGUCAGAACCUGUUGGGCGCAAACCCAAAGCGGACUAUUGCGGAAUACUACAGUUGAGCAAACAAAGAAGCUAGUAAGACAGGAAAAAAUGUUUUCAUAAUUUUGAGAGAGAUUUUCUGUACUUUUCUGAUUUGGCGUCUAAUGACAAGACAUGCAUUAUAUGUGUGUCUGAUCUCCAGAUGAAAGAGAGCUAUUACAUUUCUACAGAACCUAACCCUGUAAGCUAAGAGAAUCAGAUUGAGGCUAAAGUUUUUUGUCUUCAGAUAUGAGAGAAGACAAAAGAUUAAAGAAGGAUGGCACAAUAUUCUCUCUUUUAGUCCCCAUUUUAUGAGUGUUUGAGAAGUGUGGAGAAUACACACAAAGAGAAGUGGUUCUCGUAAUGCAUUUUAUUCCAGACAUGACUGACUAAUCUGAUACCGUCCUCUACUGUCUCCAAGUUUGCAUACACGUAUCUUCAUGUACUGAAAGUGAUUCAAAUAGGCCAAAAGUAUACAUUUCGUAUGUCUUUUUUUACAUUGUUUGAUAUGGUAUAUUCCUCAGUAUUGAUGUUCAGAGUGCAGACAACAGUCUCCUUAUAGUGAGGGAAGUUUACAGUCACAAAAGAGGCUGUAGUGCCAUCUAGCCACAACUAGUACAACUGACACAGCUAUGGGAUUUUUAUGCUAAUCUCUGUGCAUUCAAUAUACAGUAUUUGUUUGUUUUAAUAUUGUAUUGUUUUAGCCAAAUCUUCCCUAUUACAUGUGCAUAUUAUUCAAGACUAUAUUAGAAUGAAAUAGUUUGUUAUUGUAAUUGUACAAUCAUUGUUGUCACCAAAAGUUUACAUGUUUUUGAGGAUUUUAUAGUGAUUCAAUUAUGGCUGUGAAUAUUGGCCUGUUCGGAUUUACCCUUUUAUUAGUUUUUAUCUUGAGGUGACCACAUGUUAUAAGUGUUGGAUAGGUCAAAGCAAGGUUGCCAACCAAUUGCUUUCCCUAAUCUAACCAAUUCCGAUAUGUGACUACUUCAAGGAAGGGAGAAAGGAUGUAUUUUUAAAGUAUUCGACCAGGGCAUUUGUCUCCUUGUAUGUCUCCUUCAUUACAAAGGUGCCUCUGUUUUAAAACACAUGAUGUAUGCUCAAUGUGUUUGUUGUUGUAUGCAAGUAUGUUCGUCCAAUAAGGUAUGGUGUGUGUGCGCGUGCACAAUUGCCAUCCUAAAUGUUGUUCUGACCAAUUCGGUCUCAAGUUUUCACUGGUUGUUUUUUUAAAGAUUUACAUAUAUGGAAUUACAAUAACUGUAUAAAGAUUCAAAUUUGUAAAAUAAAUAUUUGUAUGAACAUUUUCAA